CGAGACGAUUUUGGUCGAUUUUGGUUUCUUUACAUCAAUUGGCAAUCGGCGAAAAGAUGAUAGGGAUAGGAGGGUACAAGUGGGAUACAAAAUGAUAAAAUAUUUUUCGAACCAAACAACAUAAAUUGGUUCCAAAUACAAUGCGAACCAAUCCGCCCAAACAAUACACAUUACAAGCCCAGCCCGGUCUAUUUGUGAUUACAAAGCUACAAAGUGCAUAAAAGAGUACAAAGAGGAGAGGGAGGAGAGCUGAGUGCGAGCAGAAACCUAUACGAAAUUCAAUCGAAGAAGAAGAAGAAGGAUGAGCUGCGGCGGCGGAAGGAAGGGGCCGCCGAAGCACCAGAACAGUUUCGCGUGGAAGCCUAACGCCGGGAAGAAGAUCAACGAAUCGGAACUAGGAGGGAGGUUCAAGCCUUACUCAGAGAUUACCGGCGUUUGCGCGCGCUGCAAGGGCCAGAUUGACUGGAAGCGCAAGUAUGGCAAGUACAAACCUCUCACUGAGCCUGCCAAAUGCCAGAAGUGUUCGAAAAGGAAUGUUCGCCAAGCUUACCACAACAUCUGCAAUGCUUGUGCAAAGGAGCAUAACGUAUGCGCCAAGUGUUCCUGUCAAGUUAGCCAUAUCAUUGGAAGAGAUUUGUCAGAAGUAGAGGCUGAGAAGAAGAUCCUUGAAGAGGCAAUAAAAAAUGCUCGCGAGAGGGAUAGGAGGAGUCUACUAAGAUCUAUGAACAAAGGAAAAUCUUUAAGUUCAGGAAAAUCCACGUGUCAAAAUGACAAGGUGGGCGAGCUAGUCCCAGAAUCACCACCAACUGAGCAAUGUGAUGGCUAUACUCAUGAUCAUAAUGAUGCAAUGAUAUCAAAACAAAAUGAUGAGAAACAUGGCUAUGAAGAGGAGGAGGACAACGAUGAUCACGAGGAGGGGACACUUGAUAAUGCCCACAGUGAUUAUUAUGCUGAAGAGGAAGAGGAAGAGACUGGUAGAGUAGAUGAAUGAUCCCAUUAUCAGUUCAAAUGCAUCUUCACAGAAUCUUAUUGAUAUCAAGCAGUUCAAAUCCCUCAAGAAGAUUUCGAGUAUGUCUUAUACCUCUUUGAUUACUUAAAGUUGAUUUAUAUGAACAAGAACCUUUACAAUUUGCUUUGUUAUGCCAUUUUGCAGCAUAGAAGUGUUUGCUCUAGUCUUUUUUUUUAGAGAUAUACCUCUAACAGUCUACCAUACUAACAUAUACUCCAUAUAAUCUAGCUGUCAAUCAAAGAACAUGUUUUCU
This is a messenger RNA of Cuscuta campestris, 1262 nucleotides long. The record is from the annotation of a GenBank genome assembly. NCBI's taxonomy places the organism in Eukaryota, Viridiplantae, Streptophyta, Magnoliopsida, Solanales, Convolvulaceae.